AUGACCUUCUUCGUUAAAGGUGAUAAACAAAAGGAUGGGGUACUCCUACAAACCCUGAAAAGCAGCUGCCUACUAAACGGCGAGUCGCAGAGGUCACGUGAUAGUGAACAGUGUCGCUCCCCUCAUAGCUGGGACUUGGAGAUUCGUGACGAGAAGAACCGGAGGUAAGGUUGCAGUUAAUCGUAUUAUGUCGAUAUAUCCUGCUUUUCUCUGUUUUCGAAACUCAGUAAGACAUUUUCCUGAUUUUGAAUUGUCUUAAGUGAUUGGAAAUUUGCAAGCUUGGGCAGGUUUACUCACAUUAGUUAAAUGUUUAUUGGACUGGUGAUACCGAAAAGUAGUACAGCUUUACUUAUUCAAGUGCCGUUAAAAGCCUCUAAUGCAGCCUUGAACUCUUUUGUCCAUCGAUAAAUAUUUCAAAUCUAUUUCUUCAUCGAAAACCUUUCGAAUAUUCUCUGUAUCAGCGUGUUCUUAGGUCGUAUUCUGCAAUCGCGGUGGUUUACUUAACAUUUGAAAAGGAUUCAUUUUCCACUGACAAUUCGCUAGAGCACAAAGUUAAAGUUCGUUUUGACAGUCAAUACUAUUUAGCUAAUUGCAAACUUGUAGUUGUUUUCAACCGUUAAAUGCUUACGAGGAUUGUGUUUAAAUUUAGAAAACUACACUAGAACUGUAAGUUUUAUGCCCAACUUGGGCAUAUGUUUGGGUUUCAUUAUAGGGAGAUGAUGCUCACAUUUUGAGGACUAACGAAAAUGACAAAAAUUUCAUUUGAAGCGAUAUCUUUGAUAUCCUUAUUUUGAACAAACUGAAUCGAAAUUUCUCGGAUUUAGUGAGCUUAUCGGAUUUGCAGAUCUAGUGGACCCAACUACUAAACCCUUGUGAGGUAAAAUUCCAUGACUGGUUUCCAAAGUAAUAGAGUAUGCAGGUGUUUUUUAAUGUAUUUUCACAGCAUGGUAUAAGAUGAAGUUUUUCUCGAAUCAAAUAGCUGCGUCCUCUUUUUGUUAUUUAAACUUUCAAUUGCCUUGUGGGUUAGAAUUUUCUUUUUCCAAAAGUGUCAUUAACUUAAUGGGAACAUUCUCUGGUUUUACUGCCAUAAAUAAUUAAUCGUUGCUUCCUAACUUUUGCAAUUUGCAUACAGUUUUCACCAAAAUCCAAUGAAAAUUAUACAAAAAACACUGAAAUUUCAAAUAUUGUAGAAAAGAGAGCAAACUUUAUACAAAUGGUUAUGGAUUUGGCACAUCUGCUUACUAAAGCUGGUCCUCACUGCCUCACCCUAUAUUUUUCAAAAUGAUGUCAUUGCUAUAAACAAUUAUUAAGAUUCUUAUUUGAAGCUGAAUUAUAUCAAAUUUUGAUUGGUUCUUACUCAUAUUUUUGGGAGAACAGAUGUGUAGAUGAUACCACUAUCAACAAAAUCUUUUCUUCUUUAUUAUGUAAAACAAGUAGAUUUCAUGUUGCCUUGGGUUUGUUUAACAGAAGGUUGCAGAAGGCAUCAAAAUGUGGAAACAUCAUCAGUGGCACACUUGGCUGUCCAUCUUAUGCCACUUUUUUGUUCUUAUCAAUUUUGAUGUUGUCUGUGAUCCACUAAAGAACAGACACAGCAUCAUGGAAUCCAUUUGAUAACUAUGACCGUCUUAUUUUUCAGCCACAAUGUAAAUUUUGCUGGGGUGUACAUGAACAAACUUCAAUCAAAAACAAAAACUAAGCAAAGUUCUGUUUUAUAAUAAGAUCAACUGAAGUCUAUAACUAAAGGGGAAAAAAUCUGGACUAUUAUUUUACUCUUACAGGACUGUGAUACUAAAACAAUUGCAUUACAUGUCUACUGUACAUAUUGUUCUAAACCUUCUUAACCCAGUGACUGCCAACAAUUGAUUAGUGAGUAACUUCUCCAAAGAACAUAUAUACAUUAUCUAGCAAGCAUGUAAUGAGAAAAGAGAAAUUAUCACAGUUGAACCUCAAUUAUGUGGACUUGUGGGGACUGGGCUUAAAAGUUGGGAUAAUCAAGAGUCCAGAUAAUCAAAAUAUGAAUAUAAAUGUUCAAACAUAAUGGGAUCAGAUAAGCAAGUCUGAAUAUUUGAAAAAUCCAGGUAAUAGUGGUUCGACUAAUUGAGAUUUGGCUGUAUUUCUUUGGAUCUAACAUCAAAGUCUCCUCUACAGUGCAAAUGAAAUAAAAAUGUUUAAUUGAGUGUCCAAAGUAAAUCAGGAAGUGAUUUGGUUUCUCCACUAUACUCCUGUGAUUGGUCUUAAAAACCUUGAACCAUCCCCUCACCAAUCAACUGCUACUUGGUAACUUGCACUUUCAUGUUCUCCAAGCAGUUUUUUUGUUUUUACUGACUGAACUUUGAUUGCUUUCUUUUCUUGUGGGUUGGUGUUUUCUGUGAUUUUCCCCAAAAGAUUGGGUUGCCCUAGUUGAAUUGACGUGGAUCUGUUUAUUUACAGAUGGUAAGGGUGACUUUAUUUGGAGACAGGUUCAGAGCUCUUCUAAUUUUGCUCAAAGAUAAGGUGGUACAGCACUUUCUUUAAAGAAAUUUUUUUCAAACAUGCAAACUAACUAUCCAAAAUGAAAUAGGUGAAUAUUGGCUAGCAAGCUCAUUUGGUUGCAUUAUUUAAUACCUACUGGCAAGCAUGUUCAACAUUACUUAAGCACUUUAAGUGAUCUUAAAUGGAUGUGGGGUGAUAUUACAACAUGAAUCUACCUUCAAGGUGCAUGCAAGUACAGAAUGUACCUGUUUGAUCCAUCCAUAGUCUCUGAAGCCUUUCUGCUUUACUUUUAGAAACCCCAUUUGACAUAGUGAAACAGUGAUGGCAGUGGAAGGAGCAGCAAAGAUCAUCAAAGUCUUGUUAUUUGUCUUCAACUUCAUAUUCUUUGUAAGGACAAACCAACUGAGGCCUUGAUCUAAUGAAUUUCUUUUUAUUCCACGCUUUCAACGAUCUGUAGCAUCAUCAGGGAAUGUGAUGAUGCUGGAGAUCAGCAAAAUCUUAGAAUUAGAAAGAAAUACAGUCGCUCAAGACCUCAUUUAAAUCAUCCAUUUAAUCAACAGGCUACUAUAGGAUUCCUUCAAAUGUUUGUGAUGGUGUUUUUCAUAAACUAAACAAACCACUUAAUACAGGAUGAACAAUCAAUUUCAAAUCACAUGUAAUUUUAAAGUUGAUGUUUUUCUUAGCUGGGAGGUAUUGGCUUGCUUGGAGUGGGAAUCUAUGUUCAGCUAAAGAUUGGAGAUUAUGUGGCACUUUCCUCUGUGAAAUAUGUUACAGGAUCCAUCAUCAUCAUUGCUGUUGGUGCAAUUAUUGCUGUGAUUGCAUUCUUUGGCUGUUGUGGGUCUAUCAAGGAAAGCAGGUGUCUUCUUGGAACAGUGAGUUGAAAUUGUAAAAUUGUCUCUGAAUUUUCUCAUAGCAACUGGCAUUCAUGGUUCCAUUCUUUGAACCAUGGUAGGGUAUCAUGUUGAAGGAAUAAUAUUGCAGUUUUGAAUAAUGAGGAAUAACUUUUUUUUCCUGCGUAGUUUUUUGCCUUGAUGUUGUUGGUCUUUGGCUUGGAAGUUGCAGGGACAUCAUUGGGUUUUGUGUACCGAGAUCAGGUAUUUUUGAUAUUUUAUAAAUCUAACUAAAGAUUGGUUAAAUAUUGUUUCACAUAGCACAAAUAAUAGUUUGUAAAAGCAAAUUGCUCAUCAAACUUGAAAGAGAGUUUAGGGAAAACUGUGUGAGUGAUAUGGAUGUUUAAUUACAGUGUAGUUAAUCAAUAAUUACAAUGUAUGGGUUUUUAUGUUUGAAUUAAUAAAGUCUGAUUUUCAACAGCUUAUCUCAAGCUCACUUUGUUGGACAUCUACAAAUGAAAUCAGAAUUGGUGGGGGUUCAAAUCCUCAUUUCCAACAUUUAUGGGAAAGGAAAUGAUUAAUAAAUUAAAUUCUUAAUUUUACAGUUGAAAGAUGAGUUAAAGAAGGAUCUGAAUCAGACACUGUAUCAGUAUGGCUCUGGUGACAAAAAAGGAGUUACAAAGGCUUAUGAUCUUCUGCAGGAAAAGGUGUGUUAAACUUAUCAGCAUCUCAUUAAGGUUAAGGUGAAAGGUUAGGACCCUAGUGGUCCAUAACUGCCAGAAUUUGCCCCUUUUACUCAGCAUGAAGUGACCUAACUCCCUCCAAGAUAGAAUGCUAGUUCCUUUUAGCUAAAACUCUUUCCAGCUUUGUCUCCAUUUUCUGUUAAGAUUAUAUGGUAACUACUUAUACUCCUGGGUGGAGGGACACACUGUGGGGUAGUGUUUUGCAUAAGAACGCAGCAGAAAACACAAUUAGCCAUCCAAGACUCAACUAAACCCAUAUGGAUUUGGAGUUCAGCAUGUUCACUAAGCGACCCUUUACUUUCACAUUGCUGUCAUGGUCAUUGAUCUUAAGCUACAAUAUCCGAAGGAUGGUUUGAGGGUAGAUGAUUUUACACCAAAAAAUCUUGAAAUUCAUGUGAUAAGCUCAAAUAGAUGUUGUUGAACAUUUAUUUGUCAAGAGCAAUUCGAUAACUCCCCUUGCAAAUUGUGAUGGUAAUUCUUUCUUUUUUUCAAGUUUGUAUGGGGCCAUGUUGAGGACUAACAGUAGAUUGAGCAAAUCCAAUGCAAUGAUUUUGUGAUAUCUAGGAAAAAGAUGAAAAUUUCUUAUCUCUCACCCUAAAGAUUGACACAGUUGUGUUGUGAAUGCAGGAGAAAUGCUGUGGCGUGUAUGGAUACAAGGAUUGGCAGAAAACACCUUUCACAAAUGGGAACCACAGUAUAGUUCCUGAUAGCUGUUGCAAAGAAGUCAAACAAGGAUGUGGAGACAUAUCAGCUGGCACAGAAAACAUUAACAUAGGGGUAACUGCAUUUUACUUUUUAUUACUAAUAUUUAGUUCAUGGCCACUUGAGGUUGCAAAAAUAGAGGAAACAAGUUAAUAAGACAGAAAUUUUACAAAACCAGAAAGUAAAUCAUCAUGAAAGGAACUUUCUAUUUUGUAGAUACUUUCCAAAAUCUUAUCUGUAUGUGAUCUGCUAUUUAUGGUAGCCACUGAAAAUAUAACUGAAGUGAUUUCCUGUUAUUCAGGGUUGUUAUGACAAGACACUUGACUUACUCAGAGGAAACCUGCUUAUAAUCUUUGGAGUAGGUGUUGCAGUGGCUGUCAUUCAGGUAAACUGGUUGUAUGCUCUCUUUUUUUUUUUUGCGAGGUAACUAAGAAUCCAAAUAUAACAGCUGGCAAAGAAGAUGGCAACUCAAAGCAAUCAAAUGGAGAGUUGGUGGAUGAACCUUGUAACACUUGUUUAAUAGAUAAUUCCAAUGAUGUUUCCUCCUCAGAGGGAGGAUGGAAUAUUUUCAGCUUGACCCAUGUAAAUGCUCACAACAGAGUGUUUGUGUGACUAUGAUGAUUGGAACUAAAAUCCAUCCAUUUGUUGGUCUGGUCCAUGUUAUUUUUUGGUGGUAAUCAAUGUUUAAAGAUUUCAUACAAUUUCCCUUUUUGGUUAUUGUCUCUCGCUCAUUCAUAUUUCUUAUCUGUCAUAUUCCUUUCAAGUAGUUAGAGGGAAGGUUAAAUAUCAGAGAAUUAUGAUGAAUGUUAGAUAAUGGAUGGAGCAUCUUCUUAGCACUAAAUUGAUUUUGAAUCUUCUCUUCACAGCUUCUCAGCAUGAUAUUUGCUCUGGUCUUAAUUUGUAAGAUCAGUAACCAAAGUACAUAUGCUUAGCAAAUGAAGCUCUCCAAACUUAUGCACUGCCAUUUUAAAAAAGUUAUGUCAGGCUUUGCAAUGUAAGAAAUGGUACAGGAUGAAACUCAUUCUAUUGGCUAAACAGAGAAGAUGGUGUAAUGUAAUGUUAAUAUAUGUAAUUUUUGUUGUUUUAAAGUGAACACUUAAAAAAAUUGACAGGUUGCUUGCAGUUGAGUUAUGUACUAUCAUUAUCUAGUAUACUCAUAACCAUUACAAUUUCCUCAAAUGCAAUUGGCACAUUAGCUGCUUUAUUUUUCACUAAUCAUUCUGUAGAGCUAUAAUCAGACAGUGUUAUUGGACAGUUGGCCUUAAUUGCACACCUGUAAUCAGACAGUGUUAUUGGACAGUUGGCCUUAAUUGCACACCUGUAAUCAGACAGUUAAAAUAGUCAGUCAUACUAAGUCUUCUCAGCCAAACCCACCAAUCACAGAAUUAAACACUAUAACCAUAGCAACAGCCACUUAUCCUAAAAAGAAAUCAAGUAGUUUCCAAAAUGGAGAAAUUUUUCUCCUUUAGACAUUGUCUCCACUGGAGAUAUUAGAUUUAAAUGUAUUUGUUGUUUUCGGAAAUUGAAACGGCUAUGAUUAGUUGGUAAUAGGACUUCUUGUUGUCCAAUUCUGUCUGUUAUCAUACUCGUGAUUGACAAAUUGGACUCCCGCUUCACGGUCGUCCAAUUUUGUCAAUCACUAAUAUGAUUGCAGAGCGAAUUGGACUCCAUUCAGUCCUAUAUUAUUACUAAUAGCCUACACCUUAACUACAAGAUCUUGGAAAAUUCAAACUUUUAAAUUCGUCCCAAUGCUUUGGUUUACAUUGUUAAAACAAAUGUACUGGUUCAAAUCAGCAGUGCUGAUGAGUGCUGCACUCAUCUGGUUUAUUGAUGCUUAUUAAAUCUCUGCAUGCGCUAAGAUUGGUCAACUUAGUGGGUCAUAUUUCCCUGUACGGCCUGCUAACGUUAAACGUUUGUGUGUAUUGAAACCUUCCCCUUGUAUUUGAAUCCCAAAGAUGUAAUAAACAUCUUACUAACCCCGUUUUCCCAAUUCGUACUGUAAGUUACGGACCAAGAAAUCCAAGAAAAAAAAAACUCAGUCCCUAGCUCAUGGAACGGACCUCAAACUCGGUUACCAAGAGGUAAUUAUUAUAAUCCCAUUGUGUAUUUUAGCACUCGACACGUAACUAUUUACUCAAAUAACGUCUUGUUGUUGGGCCUUAGAAUGAAAGUGACACUAAUGCUCUUCCAGUUACUUGUGUAAGUGUUAACUAGUUAGUUAGGAUAGCUUGCUGAGGUGACUCUUUGCUAUGUUUGGUGUGGGAUUCAGUAAAUACUGCCAUCGUAUUCCGUUUACAGAUACACAAGAAUUGGUACUACAGUUCUUACUCAUUCACGCCCAAGGUGCUUAACCUUAUUUCUCGUUGCUAACCGGCAGCCUUAAAUUUCAUAGUUGGCGAGUCAUCAGAAUUUUGCGUUUAAAAAUCCUGUAGUUGACAUAUUAUUUUAAAAUAAUGUAAUUAACGGUGUAUUAAAAGAGUGAAAAGAAGUUACCUUUCGAUCAUUGCUGGGAGUUUAUGGGUUGUCUGUCUUUUAUCAUGGGGACGAAAUACGUUAGUAAGGCUAAGAUGAUGCUGAAUUUGUCAUGUGACUACUUUCUACACAUUUUUUUUUUAUUUUUUUAAUUUUUUUUUAUUUUAACACUUAAGUUUUUUGUUCCGUUUGCAAUAUCUCGGUCAUUUUCUUGGCAUCGUGUUGUAUGUUCGGUAAUUCCUUGUCCAUCCAUUAUAAUUUACUCACAUGACACUAUCAACAUCGUUUUUGUUGACAGUUUGCAGGGAACGUGUCACUCUUAAACCUUGUGAAUGGUCCAACCCACCAGAUAUUUCUGUAGCUCAGUGGCAGUGAAUUAAAGAUCUGAAUACGUGGGUCGGGAUUCGAUUCCUCAUAGUGACUCGAUUUUUUUUCCUUUUCUCACGCUCGUAGCGAAGCAAAUAACAUUCUUCUUUAUAAUUGUUCCUAGCUCAAAAUUUAAUCAUCUUUCUUACUAUAUUUAUUCACGAGUAACCAUGUGGAAAAGUAAAGAUUAGAAUGAGUACCUAAACAACCUGUUUCAAAAACAGAAUUAAACAGUCAGAGCAGCGACGCCAACGAAGAGGUCGAUUUUAAAAUGAAUGUAUAUUUUGAGUUAGAAUUUUGCGAAUGGCUGGAUGUGUUUACCGUCUCUUACGUAACCACACCUUAACUUCAGCAUAUGGUAUGCGAGGGUCUAACAUAGGUUUGGCGGGAUGUGGGAUACGAGAAAACUUAAGGGCGAGAUGCGGGAUGAAAAUAGGAAGGCGAGACCGGUAUAUGCCCCAUUUCGAAUGCGGGAUAGGGGAUAGGACGGGUAAAGGUGGGAUGGGGAUAAAAGGAGUAUAAGCGGGAUCAUAUUUUAACUCGAGAUUCACAAGACCUUAGAG
Pocillopora meandrina is the source of this 8148-nucleotide messenger RNA. The record is from the annotation of a GenBank genome assembly. NCBI's taxonomy places the organism in Eukaryota, Metazoa, Cnidaria, Anthozoa, Scleractinia, Pocilloporidae.